Aspergillus niger is the source of this 537-nucleotide messenger RNA. RefSeq lists its product as uncharacterized. NCBI's taxonomy places the organism in Eukaryota, Fungi, Ascomycota, Eurotiomycetes, Eurotiales, Aspergillaceae. The transcript is spliced from 6 exons. The coding region runs from base 1 to 537 and encodes 178 amino acids. Gene Ontology annotation, biological process: mitotic DNA replication initiation. The record is from RefSeq and is a predicted model, not a curated record. Gene Ontology annotation, cellular component: GINS complex.
AUGUCGUACUAUGACAUUGAUGCAAUCUUGACGGAUUCCCAAAAACUACCCUGCACAUUUGAAUUGGACGUACCUGGUCUUGGUAUUUUGGAGGGGAAUCCGGGGGAAAAUAUCAAAGCUGGAACUCGCAUUGAUUUGCCGUUAUGGCUGGGUGAGAUGCUUUCUAUCGGUGCCCGACUGGGAACCUCUCGGCUAGUCACGCUGGAUCUCCCCUCAGCACUCUCAGAACGAGUCAUGAAUGCCUUGAAAGCUGAUCCUCGGACGGUGGAUCUGCGGUCAUUGGCGCCGCAUUUUUAUAGUCUGAGCGAGAGGAUUCUGGAGCUGUUUGAGGAAGAGGAAUUGGUGGAGGUUUUGAGUAAUACGUUCAAGAAGCGCUCAGCAGUCAUUGCGGACCAUGCGCAUAAUCCGCAGGGUGCUUUAGGGCAGGGAGCGGAUUUCUUGCGAGGAUUGGAUGAGACGGAGAGGCAGCUUUUCCGGGUUGCGCAUGAUAGUGCUAAGGAGACGCGGGUCUGGGCUGGAGAGGCGAAAAAGAAAUGA